Humulus lupulus (European hop) is the source of this 2221-nucleotide messenger RNA. RefSeq names its product transcription termination factor MTERF15, mitochondrial. Gene Ontology annotation, molecular function: double-stranded DNA binding. The coding region runs from base 57 to 1415 and encodes 452 amino acids. Gene Ontology annotation, biological process: regulation of DNA-templated transcription. NCBI's taxonomy places the organism in Eukaryota, Viridiplantae, Streptophyta, Magnoliopsida, Rosales, Cannabaceae. The record is from RefSeq and is a predicted model, not a curated record. The transcript has a single exon.
UUGACUAUAUUAUAACAUCCGACAUCAGCUUGGGUUCAGAGGGAACUAAUAUUACGAUGGCCACGGCAAGGCUAACGAGAAGCGUCUCUUUUAGUCUUCUUCGGAAACAGCCGUCAAUUUUGCCGAACCAAAAUUCUCAAUCAUUCUCAACAAUCCCAAUCCAGAGUGAUGCCAGGUUAACUGAACAAUCCCACUACAGGAAUCAAAUCUCCAUUGCUAAUCUGCUUCAUAGGUAUGGCUUCCCGUCUUCUCUGCUCCACAGUUUCCUCUCAAAGAACAAUCGCUUUUUACUGCAGAUGAAUUUAAAGGACAUGGAAAAGUCUAUCGGUAUUCUUUUCACCUUUCAAAUUCCCCAAAAUGAACUUGUAUCUUUGGUUUGUGAAUGCCCUGGGGUUUUGGAUUGCCAGUUUCUCAAUAAAUGGGAAAUGGGUUUUUCACAGUUGGGGCUUUCGAGGGUUUCUCCAUCGAUGGUUAGGAGUGUUUUAGAGCAUUCUAGUAAGUAUCACAUAGACCCAAACGGUUUUCAUAAAACCCUUGUUGUUUUGAGGGGUAUGGGGUUUAACGAUGGUACUUUGAGUAGGGUUUUAGAGGGUUUUCCUGGGGUGACUUUGAUGAACGACAGUAAAAUUCGAAGGAGAGUCGGAUUCUUGAUGGAUGGUAUUCCAAUUUCGGCAGAAGGAGUUGAUUGGAUUCUGCAUUCUUUCCCGGAGGUACUGGGGUUUGGGGUUGAAGAUAGGUUGAAGCCAUUGGUUUCUGAGUUUAAAGCGUUGGGGUUUAGCAAUGAUUUGAUAAGCAAAGAAAUUAGUAGAGACCCGAGAAUUCUUGGCAUGGAAUUAGGCGAACUUUCGCGGUGCUUUGAAUUAUUGAGGAGUUUGAAAUGUCGAGUGGCAAUCCAGGAGAAGAUCUUUAGUGAGGGUGAAUUUAGAGCAGGCUUUGAAGUGAAGUUGAGAGUUGACUACUUUUGCAGGCAAGGGUUGACUCGCAGAGAGGCCUUUGAGCUAUUAUGGAAGGAGCCAAGGUCAAUUGUGUACAAGAUGGAAGAUAUAGAAAAGAAAGUAGAUUUUUUAGUGCAUAGAAUGAAAUUCAACAUUCAUUGCUUGCUUGAAGUUCCAGAGUAUGUUGGUGUGAAUUUUGAUAAGCAGAUAGUUCCUCGGUUCAGUGUAAUAGAGUAUUUGAGAUCAAAAGAUGGGCUUGGUUCUCCAGUUGGUUUAAGAGCUCUGAUCAAGCCUAGUAGACUGAAGUUCUAUAACCUUUACGUCAAGCCGUAUCCAGAGUGUCUAAAGUUUUUUGGGAGAUAUUCCGGAGAUGUUGAAGUCAAAAGCCGACAACCAGUUGGAUUAUGGAAGAUUUUUAAACCACAAAGCAAACCAGCAUCCAAAGAAGAUGUGAAAAACAUGAAAUUGUUCAUGGAAUAGUUGGUUUCCUUGACAUGCCAAAUUAUAAUGGUGCGUCAUUGUCUAAGUUGCAAAGAUUGAAUGGUUACACAUUAAGUUAUCUUUCAAUGGUCUUGAAUUUGGAAUUGCAUUGAGUUUUCCAUGUGUUAAUAAUAUCGAUUGAAAGAGAAGAUGUGGUUUUUUUCAUACCUCACAAUAAGCAAUGUUAAGGCCUAGUCUCUCACUCAGUGAACCAUACAGCUACCAUGUUGACCAUUCGAUCUUAAAAUGCUCGGUCUAAUUGAGUUGGCCAUUGAAUUUAAGAUUUGUGAUCAAAUCUCCCAGGAGGUGGAGAGAGUUAGAAAGGAAUGAGAAAUAUUAUGUCAUGUGGUGUAAUCGAUGAAUGGACAGUGUAAUUUAAAGUGUCUGUGAGCUUUCAGGAGUAAUGGACAUGAGAUAGUCAACCAAAAACAAAGAGAGCUGGUUUUGCUGAGGUCCUGAUGUCCAGCAUGAGAUGAUUAUUCAACAAUGGAAGAGAAACUGCAGUGUUAGUAAUAUAAUUUAUUUAGCUUUUGCUUUAAAUGAGGGAAUGUGGAAAUGCAUAAGAACUUUCAAGCUUCAACAGUGUUACUAAUGUAGGUGAGUCCCAGUUUAGCUGAUGCUGCAGACUUCGGAGAUCCAAUGAAGAUUUUGUCUAUUUUUGUACGAUAGUGAUGCAAAAGCAUUUUAAGCUUUUGGGGUCUUAGUUUUUUAAUUUAGUUAUAAAAGAAACUAUGGUUGACUCGGUUCGGUUUGGUUUGGUUUUGUAUUCUUUUCAACCAAAAUUGCUCAUGACGUGCAUAGAAUGA